Letharia columbiana is the source of this 630-nucleotide messenger RNA. RefSeq lists its product as uncharacterized. The transcript is spliced from 4 exons. The coding region runs from base 1 to 630 and encodes 209 amino acids. Gene Ontology annotation, molecular function: ADP-ribose diphosphatase activity. Gene Ontology annotation, biological process: nucleoside phosphate metabolic process; ribose phosphate metabolic process. Gene Ontology annotation, cellular component: cytosol; nucleus. Lineage: Eukaryota; Fungi; Ascomycota; Lecanoromycetes; Lecanorales; Parmeliaceae. The record is from RefSeq and is a predicted model, not a curated record.
AUGUCGGGAGACCUGAAGGCAUCAGAUGCCAAAGUCAUAUCGACUGAACCAUUGAUGAUCAAAGAUGCCCGCUGGACAAAGCUCGUCUUGACAACAUAUACCGAUCCAUUGGGUAAACGGCGAACCUGGGAGUCUGCCGAACGCUCUACACGGCCUAAAAACUCUCCGAUUGAUGGAGUUGGCAUUGUAGCUAUCCUACAAAAGCCAUCAGGCCCUGAACUCCUAUUGCAAAAGCAGUUUCGUCCUCCUAUCAAUAAAGUGGUUAUUGAAGUGCCCGCAGGCCUUGUCGAUGAAGGAGAAACUGCAGAGGAGAGUGCGGUUCGGGAGUUGAGGGAGGAGACCGGGUAUGUUGGAAUCGCGGCGGAGGUCUCACCCGUUAUGUUCAACGACCCUGGGUUUUGCAAUACGAACUUGAAUAUGGUCCAUGUCAAUGUCGAUAUGUCGCUACAAGAAAAUCAAAAUCUUAAGCCCGAGCUGGAAGAGAACGAGUUCAUCGAAGUCUUCUCGACCCCACUGAAGACGUUAUAUGCCGAAUGCAAACGUCUAGAGGCAGAGGGUUACGCCAUAGAUGCAAGGGUGGGAACGCUUGCUGAAGGUAUUGAGGUUGCGAGGAGAUGGAAGCUACAGUGA